AAGUUCAUAAUCGCCUUAAGCACAGUCCUUGUUUGUCUUUGCACCAUAGAGUUUUGCAACCUGUCGUUACAAACAGUACGUUUCUCACAGAAAACCUCUACGGGCCUUGCAGAAAACCUCUACACCACCUACUUGCAUUAAUUCACAUGGCCGCCGAGAGUGUCUCGCACGGAGUUCAGCCUACGGAGCGGUCUCCCUUGCUGGGGACCACUCAAGUGGGUUCGCAAGAUACAGAACAUAUAUGCGAGAGAUCACCAAGAUUUACACUUCCAAAUCGCCGCACAAUUCUGCUCUCUCUGUUGGUCGUCGGUAUUCUCAUUUUGGGCGUUGUGGUUCCAGUGGUGUACUUUGUUGUAAUUCCGGACCGUCUACGAGAAGCGUUGAACGGAAACGGCGCAGACAUAAGACAGAUUCAUGUUAUCGAUAUUCAAAAUGAUCGAAUUGCGCUCCGUGUUCGUGGACUGGCGCAUAACGACGACGUUCCCCCCGUUAGGGUUACAAUGCACCCAACACUGUUUUCAUUCCUCAACAUUGCAGGCGCAACGCAGGAGAGCGUCAAAACAUUGAAAAGUGAUAUGGAAAUCAGUGAGGAGGAGUUACGGAUUGGUUCUUUACAGUUUCCGGGACUGGUGGUACCUCGAGGAGCAGUCUCGGUUCCAAUAGAUUUCGUCAGUGCGGUCGAACACCUAAAUAUUCCACUUAUCGAGCGGCUUUUAAGUAGUCUUUUGAAGGGUGGAGAGGAACCGAUGCCUCCACAGAUGUUUCGCUUGCAAGCUAGUCCGCUGAUGUCGUUGCAACAUGUUGGUUCCUGGGUGAUUCCUUUACAAAACAAUAUCUUCUUUGAUCCAAGUAAAACCUCAGCACCGGACUUGUCUCAGUUUAACAUUACCCUCGUCGACAGCUCUUAUACACCAAACGCAACAGAUCCGUCCCAGUUACUUCUGUUUGCGAACCUUUCCUUCGACAAUCCUACCGUUCUAUCCUUUGCCCCACAAAACAUAUCCGUUCUCUUCUCCAUCCACUAUGAAAAUGAUCGUAUCGUGGAUGUGAUGAUUCCUUCUUCGACGACGCAGUUGGCGCAAGGCCACAACAGCAACGCUACCGUAUACGGUUCUACUGUUCCUCCCGAAGGGACGAUGAAACUAAUGCAGCUAGUCGGAAAGUAUGCUGAGGGGGAAAACACAACCGUGGUGUUAAAGAACUUCCGACUUGAGUACGAGCAGAGACGAGCCUCAUUGCCAUGGAUUGAAGACAUUUUGGCCGAUAUGGAGUUUGAAGUAGAAAUACCUGCCCCGGAGGAAUCGGAUGAUGAUGGGUUGCGGAGGGCCCAAACCUUUGGUAUCAACACAGUCAAGACAACUGGAAGGACAAGGAAGGCUUUGUCAGCAGCUUCCCGAUUUCAAAAUCAGCGAAAGGGUUCCUCGUAGCGCAACCCCCCGUAGUUUCUGACCUCAUAGUUGUAUUGUGCUGUACAUUUUCCGUAUCUUUUUGUGAAUGUGCCUGUUUGAUGGUUCGCGUAGUAUAUAGAUUGAAGUCCAGAUUCUAAUUGCGUUGCAGGAAUACGCCUUAUUUUCGUAAUAGUGAAUGGAUAACAUUUCAUUGUGAUGCAUAUAUUAAAUUUCCAGUCUAAACAGUUACUUCGAACGAUCCAACUACUAUGUUACAAUAUAAAUGAAAUAAACUAUGCGAAGGUGGUCGUGCGUCUGUUCGACUCUGCUCUAUCUUCGCCGAGAUCACACCUCACUUCUUCCAUCACAGUGUCGGUGCUUUCCAUCCUUUCCCAAAUGUGCUCC
Messenger RNA from Spizellomyces punctatus DAOM BR117, 1793 nucleotides. RefSeq lists its product as uncharacterized. The coding region runs from base 147 to 1427 and encodes 426 amino acids. NCBI's taxonomy places the organism in Eukaryota, Fungi, Chytridiomycota, Chytridiomycetes, Spizellomycetales, Spizellomycetaceae. The record is from RefSeq and is a predicted model, not a curated record. The transcript is spliced from 2 exons.